AUGCGAAUCCUCGCGCUGGCAAGCAUACUGCCCCGCGCUGAGAACAUAAAGAGCAGCGCUACACCCCUUCUUCACUUGUGCCUUUCAGGUGAACGGCAGCCACUGACCGGCAAAAAAGGGAAACUUGGGCAAAAGAUUCGAUCCCGUGUAUCAAUCCGUGACUCCGUGAAUCCAUGUUAUUUGGCUGCACUUAUGAUGAGAGUGGGUUUCCGGCUCAUUUGGUCUGCGUUUCUAACGGUGAUUGCCAGUUGUGUGGCCUACUUUUUCUACGACACCUAUAGUGUUUAUUCGAAUGCCCCGGAAAUAACAUUCCCCAGUGAAGCUGAUGUGAGCAACAAACUCACCAAUAUGGAGUUCUUAUCCACUCUUCCCUACCACGGAUGCGAGAGCCUCGUUUAUCAUGAUGGAGCACUGUACAUGGGUGCAGUUGAGGGAAAAAUUUUGAAGAUGGACGAUUCUGGACUUCAUGUUCUGGCGCAGUUUGGCGAUACUAAUUGUGCUUCGUCUCACACUUGUGGACGGCCUCUUGGGAUGCGCUUGUCGCUGGAUCAUAAGGAACUGAUUGUGGCGGAUACCCAUUUGGGCCUAUUUUCGGUCUCCUUAAUUGAUGGAACCCAUAAAAAACUGUUCCCUUUGGACGGUACUUUCAAGGUUACUUGUUUCAACGACUUCGAUAUCCUUCCAAACGGCACUGUGAUUUUGUCGGAAUCGAGCACUGAGUUUCCUAUGGACGAUAUUAUGAACAUCAUUUUCAGCGCACGACCCAGUGGACGCAUUCUGAGCAUUGACCUGGCAACUGGCGAAUGGCGUCAGCUGAUGGAUGGAUUGGCUUUUCCCAAUGGAGUUCAGUUACAUCGGGACGGCAAGUCCGUUUUGGUUGCUGACACCGUCACCAGCCGUAUACAUCGCGUCCCUCUGGAUGGCAGCACUCCGACUCUGUUUGGUGGAGAACUACCCGGAGUGCCCGACAACAUUCGAGCCAGUCCCAGGGGAGGAUAUUGGGUUCCGGUAGCCAAUUUGAAAGACACAUUCAUUUCACAUCUUACGCAACGUACACGUCAAGUGCCAGCGCUCAGAUGGAUUCCUCCAAUGCUGGUCAAGCUUCCUGUCUUUGAACGACUGCGACUGUCGAAGUCUGCCAUGAUCCUUCGUCUAAACGACGAUGGGGAGGUCAUUGAGGUAUUGCGCGAUCCCACAAACCGUGUGCGUAACGUAGCUGAAGUCUGCGAGCACGAUAAUGUAAUUUAUACCAGCACUUACUUUUUACCGCACAUCGGCCGUUUGCAUCUCUAAUGGCCCGAAACCCAGGUUUUUCAUGACAUGCUUUCAGAGACCCACGUGUCUCACAUCGUGUCCGUUUACCCGUAGCUCAGGUGUUUUUUAUACGAAAGUAUUGUGUGCUUACGAAGCUUGCAUCAAGAUCUGUACGAUUUGAAGCUUAUUAGUUUUUUAGUUAUUCUUAGAAUCCCAUACUUUUAUUGCAUCCAACAAUUAUGAUUCGCAGGGAUUUUUUUGUUGAAACCUGCCAUUGAACCGCUUCAAUUCUGUGAAACAGUGUCCCUUCUGUUCAUUUUUUUUAACACAUGUGUCUGAUUUUAUUAGAUAUAUCUUGAGCGUUCAAAUGAUACACUUAUCGACAGAGUAAAUAAUUAUGGGCGUCAAUGUAUGGG
This is a messenger RNA of Opisthorchis viverrini, 1670 nucleotides long. RefSeq lists its product as hypothetical. The transcript is spliced from 6 exons. Gene Ontology annotation, biological process: biosynthetic process. Lineage: Eukaryota; Metazoa; Platyhelminthes; Trematoda; Opisthorchiida; Opisthorchiidae. Gene Ontology annotation, molecular function: strictosidine synthase activity. Bases 1 to 1293 code for a protein of 430 amino acids. The record is from RefSeq and is a predicted model, not a curated record.